UAAGAAGAAGAUACAGUAGACGCUCACAAAUUAGAACUCUUAGUAAUUAGAAUUUCCAGAAAUUAGAAUCAACUUUUUGAAUACAUUACAUGUUUUUUUGUUGCAAAAUAGAUAUAAAAAGGGGAAUCCCCAAUUUAUUCAUGUUACGCUCGGUAGUCGUUGGAUUUUCGUCGCUAUCUGUACAGUUUUUGUUAGUUUUUGUUUGAAAUUCGAUUCGCGUGCACGUGUUUCGGCAUUGUUUGCUUAAAAGUAAAAGUCGUUCGUUGAAAUGCCAAAUAAACGUAAGAAAAAUACUUUGUCUUUGGAAACCAAAGUGCAGAUCUUGGAAAAGCUUGACCAAGGUAUUCAAGGGAAGCGGUUAGCCCUAGAAUUUGAUGUGGCGCCAUCUGCAAUCACCUAUAUCAAAUCUAUGAAAUCAUCAAUUUUAAGCGCUGUUUCUAAUACCUAUCAUAAGGCUAACAAAAAAUCAUUGCAUAUCGCUGAAUAUCCAAAAAUGGAAGCAAGUCUUUAUAAGUGGUUUUUAAAUCAACGCGAAAAAAAGUGUACAUUAACUGGGCCAAUACUAAAGGAGAAAGCCAAACAAAUAUUCAAAGUGGAAUAUCCCGAUAAAGAUGAAAGUACAUUUAGCGCAAGUGAUGGAUGGUUUAGCAAAUUUAAAAAACGACACGGAAUACGUUUUUUAAAAAUUUGUGGCGAGAUUCUCUCUAGUGAUGUUGCUUCAGUCACCCCGUUUAUUCACAGAUUUCGUGCAAAAGUCGAUGAGAUGGGGCUAAUGGAGUCACAAAUAUAUAAUGUAGAUGAAACCGGAUUAUUUUACCGUUGUUUACCUGACAAAACAUACGUCUCUCUUUUCGAGAAAACCGCCCCCGGGUAUAAAAUCCAGAAGGAACGAAUUUCAGUGUUACUUGGUGUAAAUGCUGAUGGAUCACAUAAAUUAAUGCCAUUAGUAAUUGGAAAAGCAAAAAAACCAAGAAGUUUCCAAGGAUUCAAUAAUCCACUCCAUUACAACUUUUCAAAAAAUGCUUGGAUGACAUCUCGGAUUUUUCAUGAUUGGUUUCACAAGAUAUUUAUUCAUGAGGUGAUUCGUUUCUCUCAGGAAAAUAAUUUGCCUCCGAAGGCAAUUUUGCUAAUUGACAACUGCUCUGCUCAUGCACCAAUUGAGAAACUUCAAAGCGACGAUGGAAAUAUAAUUGCAUUUUUCUUUCCACCAAAUGUAACAGCAACUUUACAACCAAUGGAUCAGAAUCCUAUUAAGUUAACCAAGCUAAACUACAGAAGUAUGCUUCUUUCUCAAUUAAUUGCUGAAGGAGGUGACCUCAAGGUUCGCUUGAAAUCCUUUUCAAUUCGAAAUGCAAUCAUGCUAUUAAAGCAAGCUUGGUAUGAUGUUCCAGAAAGAGUAAUAAAAAAGUCCUGGUCAAAGUUGAACAACUGGGACUCUGAUCAGUAUGAAAGUGAUGACGAUGAUGUGCCACUAGCACAGCUACUGCAAAAAGAUCAAGACUGCAAUGGAGCUCUUCAGGCAGCUCAAGCACUUUUAACAGAAAUAGAGCCAACUAAUAACAUUAGCAUACCAGAAAUUGAAAUAUGGAACAAUGAUGUGCUUGAUGACGACCCUGCACAUGAUCUCAAUAGCGAUGAUGAGUCUUCAGGUAGCAGCGAAUUUGAUGACCGGGAGGUCUUACCAGUUGUCUCUACUUCUACAGCCAUUGAAAGCGUCAAUAAUUUAAUAAAAUGGUGUACUUAUAGUGAAUCGUUUUCCGCAAAGCACACAAGCAAUCUGCUAGCUCUUCGCAAUGAGAUUGUUAUUGCAGAAACAAAUAAAAGGAAGAAGCAAACAGCAAUAACAGACUACAUGCCUGCAAAUUAGUUACGAAGUUUUUGAUUAAUUUUUGGCUGUUUUAAUGUAUAUUUAUCGAUCUCUUAUGUAUUUUUGAUAAAAAAAAAUAUAUUUACUGUAAUUGGAGUUUUUGUUUUUUGGACCUUUUUUUGACUUA
Messenger RNA from Rhagoletis zephyria (snowberry fruit fly), 1994 nucleotides. Its product is annotated as jerky protein homolog-like. Gene Ontology annotation, molecular function: DNA binding. The record is from RefSeq and is a predicted model, not a curated record. Gene Ontology annotation, cellular component: nucleus. NCBI's taxonomy places the organism in Eukaryota, Metazoa, Arthropoda, Insecta, Diptera, Tephritidae.